AUGGCAAACAUGUCCUCACUGCUCCUGAACACCCUGGAGGAACUGGGAAAGAAAGAAUUCAGUAAAUUUAAAUGGUACCUAAAAGAAGGCGUGUCAGAGGAUUUUACUCCAAUCCCCAAGGGUAAGUUAGAAGACACAGAGACAGAGGACGUUGUAGAUCUGAUGAGGGAUCAGUAUGGUGAAGAAGAUGCUGGAAGGAUUACAGUUCUCAUUCUGAGAGAGAUGAGAAACAACCAUCUCGCUGAGAAACUGAACAAAAAUCUGAAAGUGGGACCUAGUGGCCGUGCAAGCUCAGAUGGUGCUCAGUUUGUGGAUAAACACAGAGCAAAUCUCAUCCAGAGGGUGACAACGGUGGAGCCCAUCGCUGAUGAACUACACUCAAUGGUCCACCCUGAAAAAUACUCUAACAUCAGAGCAGCUCCAACCCCCCAGGAGAAAAUGAGGAGGAUCUUUGAUGACAUCCUGGUGACACAAGAACUGAAGGAAAGAUUUUAUAAGAUUCUUCUAAAACAUGAGCCUUAUCUUGUCAAAGAGCUGGCAGGGUCUGGGUGA
Molecule: messenger RNA, 552 nt
Organism: Chanos chanos (milkfish)
Lineage: Eukaryota; Metazoa; Chordata; Actinopteri; Gonorynchiformes; Chanidae
Product: apoptosis-associated speck-like protein containing a CARD
Exons: 3
Coding region: 1-552 (183 amino acids)
Biological process (GO): regulation of apoptotic process; inflammatory response; innate immune response
Source: RefSeq, a predicted model, not a curated record